GUAUUACAAGUGGAUAAAUAAUGUGCACUGCUCUGAGCCCAAAGGUACGCAGUGGACCUGGCCUCUCUGAUAUGCAUCAGUAUAGCCAGUGGCUGGCCAGCAGACAUGAAGCUAAUUUGCUACCGAUGAAAGAAGAUUUGGCCUUGUGGUUAACCAAUCUAUUAGGGAAGGAGAUUACGGCAGAAACGUUUAUGGAGAAAUUGGACAAUGGUGCCUUGCUCUGUCAACUUGCAGAAACUGUUCAGGAGAAAUUCAAAGAGAGCAUGGAUUCUAACAAGCCCACGAAGGUAAAAGAGCCCAUAACUAUUAGGAUGUGGAUCACACUUGUAGUUGCUUAUGAGUUGAAUUUAUUUUAA
This is a messenger RNA of Myotis brandtii (Brandt's bat), 356 nucleotides long. RefSeq names its product growth arrest-specific protein 2-like. The record is from RefSeq and is a predicted model, not a curated record. The transcript is spliced from 2 exons. Gene Ontology annotation, biological process: actin crosslink formation. Gene Ontology annotation, molecular function: actin filament binding; cytoskeletal adaptor activity. NCBI's taxonomy places the organism in Eukaryota, Metazoa, Chordata, Mammalia, Chiroptera, Vespertilionidae. The coding region runs from base 21 to 356 and encodes 111 amino acids. Gene Ontology annotation, cellular component: actin filament.